Molecule: messenger RNA, 565 nt
Organism: Melanotaenia boesemani (Boeseman's rainbowfish)
Lineage: Eukaryota; Metazoa; Chordata; Actinopteri; Atheriniformes; Melanotaeniidae
Product: calcium homeostasis modulator protein 5-like
Exons: 1
Molecular function (GO): monoatomic cation channel activity
Source: RefSeq, a predicted model, not a curated record
UUGAACCUGCAGAUCCUGGGCUGGGCCAUCAUCAUCACUGCUUCCAUCUGUGGCCUCCUGGGCACCUGCUACAGACGCUGUCGCUCCAAGGUCAGCUACCUGCAGCUCACCUUCUGGAAACGCUACAUGGAGAAGGAAAAGGAGCGCUUUGACACUUUCGCUGUGGACUAUGCCACCAAGCUGGCUGAGAGGAAUCUGAAGAGCUUCUUUGAGAACAAAGGACCAGAUCCUUUCCCUCUGCCCAGCCACAAGGCAUGGGAGGAGAUCUCAGAGUACUACACCUUCUCCAGGAGUGAGCAGUGUUACAGCAUCUUGCAACGCUUUGUGGAGAGGUCUGACAGGGACUUCAGCCCAGAGAAGAGGCCAGUCCUGGACAUGGAGCAUGCUAUAGAGAUGACAUAACCUCCUUCACAGCUGGUAUUUACUCUGCCUGCAUGACUUUCGGAGCUCAGGACCAAGCAGAAAUCUAGCUUACCGAGCAUUGUCUGCUGCAAUGUGCUCCCAGUUAUCACUGCCACAUUUCCACAUUUCAGCCCAACUUUAAACUGGAUCUAGUCUGAGCCAU